Molecule: messenger RNA, 756 nt
Organism: Blepharisma stoltei
Lineage: Eukaryota; Ciliophora; Heterotrichea; Heterotrichida; Blepharismidae
Source: the annotation of a GenBank genome assembly
AUGAGAAAACUUCAGAUUAGACAAGAGAGAAAAAUAAAACUAGAUGAGCUAUUCAGCCAGAAUAAGAAAACUCCUUUGGAGAAAAAUAGAUUUAAUAAUAGAGAUUUUGAUUUCAGCUGAUUAAAAGAAGAAAAAUCUCAAAGCAGUUGAUUUGAAGUCAAUAAAGAAUCAGAGACUUCUCCAGCUACCCUAAACACAAUUCAAAAUAAUCCAAAAACUCAAGAAACUCAAACAAAUACAGAAGUAAGCUACAUUAGAGAUCUUGCUGAGCCUAAAAUGAGCUCUGGAUAUUUUGAGAAAAAGCAUGACAUAGGUCCUUGAUAUCAGGGAAACAAUUCAAAUGAUUUCUCUGCAUCAAAGUCUCUUUGGAGAAGUGUCCUCGAUAAAUCGCCUGGAUCUCUACGCCGCCUAAAAGAAAAUCUAAGUUCAAACCGAGAAAAAACUUUUGUCGUCAAUAAAUCAAUGAUUGAUAAACUUAAGUCUCCAAAAGAUUAUGCAUAUGCAUUUACUGAGGAAAGUAAUAUAUUUAAAUCUUCCAUUAUUCGAACACGAACUCACUCCCCAAAAAUGACUCCUUCUUACUCUGUUUCUUCAUUUGAAUUUCCAAAGCUACCAAGAAAGUAUAGACCUAAGAAAUCUAAAAGAUCAUCAAGAUUUGAAUUUCUGUCAGUCCCAAAGAAAUUUUAUCAAAGCCCUUUCAAAAAAGAGAAAAAGAUGCUCAUACUUUCAAUGCAACGUUCCGUUCGAAGACUAUAA